Cynoglossus semilaevis (tongue sole) is the source of this 1202-nucleotide messenger RNA. RefSeq lists its product as uncharacterized. The transcript is spliced from 4 exons. Bases 14 to 316 code for a protein of 100 amino acids. NCBI's taxonomy places the organism in Eukaryota, Metazoa, Chordata, Actinopteri, Pleuronectiformes, Cynoglossidae. The record is from RefSeq and is a predicted model, not a curated record.
GGAUCACUUAUUCAUGCUGAACUUGAAAUCAACUUUGGAAAAAUCACAGGUCAACCUUCCUGAGCCAAAGAGUCCAUCAUUAGCCCUGCUCGAUUUUGGCAAACACCUGAAAAACCUGAAAUUUGAAGUUGGGGAGAAGAUGAAGAACACCACGCUUGAAACAAUCGGCCCUCAAAAGACCACAAGGGAACGUAUACCGGUACGUCCUCAGCCCCUUGUCCUAGGAAACCCCCCCUUUGCCAAACUUCUUGCCGGUUCACUGGAAGCCCACAGGAAGAGCACUUCACCUUGGCCUAGAGCCAUCAAUAACAUUUGAAUAGAGAUGAGGUGUUUGGGUCCAGGUUUGUAAUCUGCCAUUAUUUAAUUUUUUUCCUGAAACUGUCCAUAUUUUGAAAGACGUGCAAAAACCCUGCCAGCUCAGUUGACAGUGAUACAAAGUUGAGAUGAUUAAAUGUUUAAAGUUUAAGAAGAAUGAUAUGUUGUUUGAUUUGUUUUUCUUUUAGAUCAUAGUGCAAUUUACAGCUUUAAAUUGAACUAAUUGUAGUGAGUAUUUCUAAGUAUAGGUCUGUAUAAAUGAUUUAUGAUGAUGAAAGCACUUCUUGAGCAUGUUCAACACACACUGGUGAGUCUGAGUCUGUGCUGAUACUGAACCUGAGUGGUAUUACAGCUGGAAUGCAUGCUAUGUUUUUUCUGCUGAUGAAAGAAUGGAGAGAAAAACAAACAGAGAGACCAAAUUAAAAGAGGAAACAGGCUGAGAAGAAAACACGGUAGAGGUAGAGGAGGAAAUUGAAGGGACUCGUGCCGCCUCUCCUUCCAGUCGCAUUCCUCUGCGUGUUUGACACGAUGAGCGUCUCUGCGGCCGUUUUUUCUCAGCGCUAAUGAAGGUUGGAGAUCACGGCUUGAUUGACACAACAUCUGCUCCAGUGUGGUCACGGGGGAAUUGUUUCCCCUCUCUGCAUUCACCGCGAUACAUUUCUAACUCCAUAAGCCUGUCUUUGGAGGAAGCUGGAGGAGAAAACGUGUCAUUAUGAGUGAUUACUCUGCCAUUAAUUUGAUUAGGCAAAGUGUAUUUUUCAGUUGACUUUUACAAUUUGACACACACUGAGGGUUUUUGUGUUUUAUUUGAGUGCAAAGGAGCAAUCGUGUGGUGGAUUUCACAGUGUAUAAUAAAAACACUUCUGGCGGUUUGAGUUAUUUGAAUC